Messenger RNA from Oryctolagus cuniculus (rabbit), 3820 nucleotides. It is a transcript of the gene DNAJC10, whose product is annotated as DnaJ heat shock protein family (Hsp40) member C10. Gene Ontology annotation, biological process: protein folding in endoplasmic reticulum; IRE1-mediated unfolded protein response. Gene Ontology annotation, cellular component: endoplasmic reticulum; endoplasmic reticulum lumen. NCBI's taxonomy places the organism in Eukaryota, Metazoa, Chordata, Mammalia, Lagomorpha, Leporidae. Gene Ontology annotation, molecular function: oxidoreductase activity, acting on a sulfur group of donors, disulfide as acceptor; protein-disulfide reductase activity; misfolded protein binding. The record is from RefSeq and is a predicted model, not a curated record.
GGCGGGCCUCGUCGGCCUCUGUUCCGCUGGCCCGCCGCGUCCGUGCGGGGGCGCGGGCUGCUCGGACACAGCGUGCCCUUCAGCUCCGGGUUAGAGCCGGAGCCGGAGCCGGAUCCCGCACAAUGGCCACGUCAACCUAACCCUGCACCACCCUGUCACGCUGCCGCUGCCGUCGCCGCCGCAGGCGCCGCGCCCUCCAGGCCCGUUGCCGGUCAGGCCGGCCUACUCCCCUACGCCUUUCCCACAAUGCCUGGCGCCAGGCCCCGCCCCGGCUCCCCGUGGAUACCGGCGCGCUAGGAGCCGACCGGCGCUGGCCGCGCGCGCUCUUCGCUGCCGGUGCGUCUCGUCCUCCCCUCUCCCGAGCACGGGGGCCCGGCGGCCGGAGAGUGCGUGCUUCCUUCCCGCCAGCACGGUUUGGGCUCGGCUGGGCGGAGUCCGGCGCUGGGAUCGAGGAUGAGGAGCUGCUGCAGGCGAGCCGCCAGCAGGACUUGACAGUGCGUGCCCCCAACAGAGCCCCGUCUCCAUAGUGCCCCAUCCGGCGCUGGAGGGAGGGCGGCUUCGGAGCGUUCGCGUAGCCUUUACCUGCGGCGUCCACCUGUGCUGCCGCUGGGGCCCUGGGCCGGGCAGCCACGCCCACGCUGACCCAGAGCAGCCGCUAAGCCAGGAGCACCUGAUCCCGAAGUGGGGCGUGAGAACGUGUUCUCCUUUUCUGUGGUGGCUUGUUCGCUCUCGAUUAAUGCUUUGGAGCCAAUUUUGUAAGGCUUGAUUGACCCUCGAAGUAAUGUGGACAAAAGUUCCCAGAGUUGCAUAUUAUAUCAACUGGAACCAGCAGUGAAUCUUAAUGUUCACUUAAAUCAGAGCUUGUAUUAAAAAAGAGAAUGGGAGUCUGCUUAAAUAAAGAUGCCUAUAUCAGAGACUUGAAAAGGAUCGGUUUCUGUUUUCUGAUAGUGUAUAUGGCCAUUUUAGUGGGCACUGAUCAGGAUUUUUAUAGUUUACUUGGAGUGUCCAAAACUGCAAGCAGCAGAGAAAUAAGACAAGCUUUCAAGAAAUUGGCAUUGAAGUUACAUCCUGAUAAAAAUCCGAAUAACCCAAAUGCACAUGGUGAUUUUUUAAAGAUAAAUAGAGCAUAUGAAGUACUCAAAGAUGAGGAUCUUCGAAAAAAGUAUGACAAAUAUGGAGAAAAGGGACUUGAAGAUAAUCAAGGUGGCCAGUAUGAAAGCUGGAACUAUUAUCGUUACGAUUUUGGUAUUUAUGAUGAUGAUCCUGAAAUCAUAACAUUAGAAAGAAGAGAAUUUGAUGCUGCUGUUAAUUCUGGAGAACUAUGGUUUGUAAACUUUUACUCCCCAGGAUGUUCACACUGCCAUGAUUUGGCUCCUACCUGGAGAGACUUUGCCAAAGAAGUAGAUGGAUUGCUUCGGAUUGGAGCUGUUAAUUGUGGUGAUGAUAGAAUGCUUUGCCGAAUGAAAGGAGUCAACAGUUAUCCCAGCCUCUUCAUUUUUAGAUCUGGAAUGGCUGCAGUGAAGUAUCAUGGAGACAGAUCGAAAGAAAGUUUAGUGAAUUUUGCCAUGCAGCAUGUUAGAAGCACAGUGACAGAACUAACAACAGGAAAUUUUGUUAACUCCAUACAAACCGCUUUUGCUGCUGGUAUUGGCUGGCUGAUCACUUUCUGUUCCACUGGAGGAGAUUGUUUGACUACACAAACACGACUGAGGCUUAGUGGCAUGUUGGAAGGUCUAGUUAAUGUAGGAUGGAUGGACUGUGCCACUCAGGACAACCUUUGUAGAAGUUUGGAUAUCACCACAAGUACUACUGCUUAUUUUCCUCCUGGAGCCACUUUAAAUAACAAAGAGAAGAACAGUGUUUUGUUUCUUAAUUCAUUGGAUGCUAAAGAAAUAUAUUUGGAAAUAAUACAUAAUCUUCCAGACUUUGAAUUACUUUCAGCGAACACACUAGAGGAUCGCUUGGCACAUCAUCGAUGGCUCUUAUUUUUUCAUUUUGGAAAAAAUGAAAAAGAUGAUCCUGAGUUGAAAAAACUAAAAACUCUGCUUAAAAAUGAUCACAUUCAAGUUGGCAGGUUUGACUGUUCAUCUGCCCCAGAGGUCUGUAGCAAUCUCUAUGUUUUUCAGCCAUGCCUAGCUGUGUUUAAAGGACAAGGAACCAAAGAAUAUGAAUUUCAUCAUGGAAAGAAGAUUCUAUAUGAUAUACUUGCGUUUGCCAAAGAAAGUGUUAAUUCUCAUGUUACUACACUUGGACCUCAGAAUUUUCCUGCCAAUGACAAAGAACCAUGGCUUGUUGAUUUUUUUGCCCCUUGGUGUCCACCAUGUCGAGCUUUACUGCCAGAGUUAAGAAAAGCAUCAACUCUUCUUUAUGGUCAGCUCAAGUUUGGUACACUAGAUUGUACAAUUCAUGAGGGACUCUGUAACAUGUAUAACAUUCAGGCUUAUCCAACAACAGUGGUAUUCAACCAGUCCAACAUUCAUGAGUAUGAAGGACAUCAUUCUGCGGAACAGAUCUUGGAGUUCAUAGAGGAUCUUAGGAAUCCUUCUGUGAUCUCCCUUACACCUACCACUUUCAAUGAACUAGUUAAGAAACGAAAAUAUGAUGAAGUUUGGAUGGUUGAUUUCUAUUCUCCAUGGUGUCAUCCGUGUCAAGUAUUAAUGCCAGAAUGGAAAAGAAUGGCUCGGGCAUUAACUGGACUGAUCAAUGUGGGCAGUAUAGAUUGCCAGCAGUACCAUUCUUUCUGUACUCAAGAAAACGUUCAGAGAUACCCUGAGAUAAGAUUUUUUCCCCAGAAAUCAAAUAAAGGUUUUCAGUAUCAUAGUUACAAUGGUUGGAAUAGGGAUGCUUAUUCCCUAAGAAUCUGGGGUCUGGGAUUUUUACCUCAAGUGUCCAUAGAUUUAACACCUCAAACUUUCAAUGAAAAAGUUUUACAAGGGAAAAACCACUGGGUGGUUGAUUUCUAUGCGCCUUGGUGUGGACCGUGCCAAAAUUUUGCUCCAGAGUUUGAGCUCUUGGCUAGGUUGAUUAAAGGAAAGGUGAAAGCUGGAAAGGUAGACUGUCAGGCUUAUGCUCAGACGUGCCAGAAAGCGGGUAUCAAAGCUUAUCCAACUGUGAAGCUUUAUCUCUAUGACAGAACAAAGAGGAAUAUUUGGGAAGAACAAAUACAUUCUAGAGAUGCAAAAGCAAUUGCUACCUUAAUAGAUGGAAAAUUGGAAACUCUCCAAAAUCAAGGAAAGCGAGAUAAGGAUGAACUUUGAUAUUGAAGAUUAAGAAAAACUUGAACAGAAAUUCUGAUGACAUCUGAAGACACCUUUUUGGAAUGUUACUACAUUCAUGGUGGAAAUAAACUUUAUCUUGGUUUGUAACUACACUCCGAAUUCUGUACAACACUGGGAGAAAUGGUUUGCAGACUUGUUCUGUAAAGGGCCAGAUCAUAAGUAUUUUAGAUUUUACAGACCAUUCUUUGUUGUAUAUUCUCCUUUGUUAGUGGUUUAUUUUUUUAACAACCUUUAAAAAAUAGAAACCAUUCUUAGCUCAGUGCCAUACAAAAACAGGCCCCAGGCCAAAUUUAGUCCAUUGGCCAUAGAUUGCUGUCCCCUAGCAAUGACAUUUUGGGUGUCUGGCUCCACCACAAGCCUUCUCUGCUAUUGUCUAUAUACAUGUCUAAGAUAUACAAAGUGAACUUUUUCACUGGAAGUUUUGUGACUGGCCUAAAUUGACUUUCAGUCACCUGUUGUAAAAAUUCUGACUAUAUUUUUUAUUUUAAAAAUGCUCAUGCUGUUACAAAAUAAACAGAUACAUCCAUUUCAUGCUAUAUUAA